Molecule: messenger RNA, 1659 nt
Organism: Penicillium lagena
Lineage: Eukaryota; Fungi; Ascomycota; Eurotiomycetes; Eurotiales; Aspergillaceae
Product: putative HET domain protein
Exons: 1
Coding region: 1-1659 (552 amino acids)
Source: RefSeq, a predicted model, not a curated record
AUGCUAGCGAUACUGACUCUUCUAGGUCCGCCCGUCGAUGGGCUUGAUUGUCUUCGUGACAUUCCAGUCAAUUCGCAGGACGAAAGAUGCUUGAGUCAGAUUUCAUCUUGGAUAUCUGAAUGUGCAGAGCACACGACUUGCUCUCAAUCGAAGCCAAUUUCUUUGCCUGAAAGGGUCAUUGAAAUUUCCCCGGAUCCUGCGGUGGCUCCACGCAUCAUUUCCUCUGACGGACGAAAUGGGUCCUAUAUCAUCUUAAGCCAUCAUUACUCCGGGGACGCUAAGAUUCCGGACACCGCGGAACUACUGAAAGGUGGCCUGCCCGUGACUUUAGACGUCGCGGUCUUCCCAAAAGCUAUAGCUGACGCCGUCGAUGUCACCCGCCGAUUGGGCUAUCGAUAUCUCUGGGCAAGAGAGCUCUGUAUGACAGCGAGCGAAUUUUCGGAGAACUCAUCCGGCUUCUUGAGUAUCUACGCCCGGGCAGCGUUGAUGCUUACAGCAUCUGCUGGACCAGAAGCCGAUCACGGAUUAUUUCACGACAGGAAGAUCCUCUAUUCUCCUGCGCUAGGGACUGGCAAAGACAGAUUUUUCCGACCACGUGCCCUACAUUGGGUGUCAAAUGUUGAAGAAUCACCACUUGCUAUGUUUGGUUGGAAUGUCGUGGAGAGAAUGCUUGCACCACGCAUUGUUCAUUUCACAAAUCGGCAGCUGGUCUGGGAAUGUGCUUCAGGCUGCCAAUUCGAAGCAGCAAAAAGUAUUGGAAACCAAGGCUCUGGCCCUAAGAUCAACGGCUAUGAUAAAACCAUUUUUCAGCGCUAUGUGGAGGAUGCACUCCAGCAGUCCCUUGCCGAGAUCAAUCAAGGCAGUGAUGAUGGGAAGGAUAAAUCAGUUGCACGGUUACAAACCUGGACGGACAGCGUGAACGCGCUCUCUUGGGGCAAAUUCGAGCCUCCUUCCGACAAACUCCUCGUGGUUGGAAAGAUUGCACUAGCUAUGAGCGAUAACACGAUGGGAGACUACCUGGCCGGAAUCUGGAGCAAACACAUCAUAUCUGGGCUAGCUUGGGGCCGCAUGUUCUCUCUUUUGACUCCAACACCCGAGUAUGUGGCUCCAACUUGGAGUUGGGCCAGCGUGAAUGGCCCCGUGGCCAUAGAUAAUGUCCAGGACGAUAUUACUUCUGAUUUUAUGUGGCUUCAGAAGUACCAACCAAAGCUUGUUUCCCACCACAUUAUACUUGCCGACCCUUCCAACCCCUAUGGAAAUGUUUUGCAGGGGUCGCAAAUUGCCCUUGAGGCGGCCUGCAUUGGAUUCAAAAACCUAACAGAUAGUUUCAAGGUACAGGAACAAGGGUUUCAAGUACGACCAGUUCUGGAUCAAUCAUUGCUGUUUGAUUGCAGCUGCUGCAGGCCCAGGCCAGACGAGGUCCAAGAGGCAGACUCGAGCAAAUUCAAUCAAGAGGUCGAGCAUCAUGUCUGUAUUAUCCUGAAGUUUGGCGACUUGGACGUGAAGACUGGUGGUGUGGGAUCCUGUUUAUGUCUUAUUUUGAAAGGUUCCGAUGAAAGCGACUCUUUUACCAGAGUAGGCUUUUUGACAGUUGCACUCAACUCUAGGGACCAAAUGGAUACAAUGGGUUGGGAAAGACGCAAGGUCAAGUUGGUCUGA